AUGUGCGAUUUAGGGGCAUCCAUCAAUGUUCUGCCGUAUGCUAUCUACAAAAACCUGGGAGAGGCCAAGCUCGUCGAUACUGAUAUCAUGAUACAGCUGGCCGACAGAUCUUGCAUUCACCCGGAGGGGAUUCUUGAAGAUGUAAUAGUGAAAGUGAACAACUUUCUGUACCCAGCCGACUUUUUCGUCAUCAAGAUGACAGAGCCAGCAGCGAAGGAGUCCAGCGGAGUUCUACUGGGAAGACCGUUCAUGUCUACGACCAACACUAUAAUAGACGUCCGUAAUGGGACGAUCAGUUUGGAUUUCAACGGAGAGCAAUUCACGUUCAACAUUGACGAAGCAAUGAAGAGGCCGGCGAUAGCGGAGUUCCUACAAAGGCAGUUCACAGACUCCGCCGCGGACGAGGAAGUUGAGAAGGAAAUCGCAGACUGGUAUGAGGCAAUCAACGUGGGCGAGAUGGAUGAUCAAGCCAUCGCGAAAGCAGUGAUGGACUUCAGCGAGCGACCACGACCAGCUGGGUCAAGCGGGAUCGCUCAAGUGUCUAGCCUCGAGAAGCUGCCUGAUCAAGGCGGUCAGCUGAGAAAAGAAGCGGAAGAAAACCCCAUGCCUACUGAAGUUCCCACACCUGCUAAGGAAUUGAAGCCACUUCCCGCACAUUUGAAGUACGCCUACCUAGGGGAGAAUGAGACAAUGCCAGUUAUCAUCAACAACUAG
Molecule: messenger RNA, 714 nt
Organism: Salvia splendens (bonfire salvia)
Lineage: Eukaryota; Viridiplantae; Streptophyta; Magnoliopsida; Lamiales; Lamiaceae
Exons: 2
Coding region: 1-714 (237 amino acids)
Source: RefSeq, a predicted model, not a curated record